Messenger RNA from Limanda limanda (common dab), 1980 nucleotides. It is a transcript of the gene col10a1b, whose product is annotated as collagen, type X, alpha 1b. The record is from RefSeq and is a predicted model, not a curated record. The transcript is spliced from 3 exons. Gene Ontology annotation, molecular function: protein binding. NCBI's taxonomy places the organism in Eukaryota, Metazoa, Chordata, Actinopteri, Pleuronectiformes, Pleuronectidae. The coding region runs from base 1 to 1980 and encodes 659 amino acids.
AUGGAUCUGAGGGUAACAAGCGUUCUCCUCGUCCUCCUGGCUUUGGCCGAGGCAACCCCUGAAAGGUACUACCACGUGCCGAAAGUGAGCAAGGGUCCCUACCCCGUCAAGAGCCAUGUCGUAACCGUUGCAGGUGAGCAAGGUCCUGCAGGACAACCAGGAGAACCAGGCCCAAUGGGACCACCUGGACCUCCUGGACAAAAGGGUGUAGGGCAUACUGGACCACAAGGCCCAUCAGGACCCCCUGGACCCCCUGGCUACACUCAAGCAGGUAAACCUGGUUCCCCUGGGGGUGCUGGAAAACCAGGUGCCUCUGGCAUGCCUGGUGAGAGAGGUUCAACUGGGGCACCUGGACAAAUGGGGCCCAGAGGUGCACCUGGUUCAUCUGGAACACCAGGACCUGCUGGACUUUCUUCUGCUGGAAGACCUGGACCAAGUGGUAUUCCUGGAGCAAUGGGACCAAGAGGAGAGUCUGGCCUGAAGGGACAUCCUGGUAUUCCUGGUCUUCCUGGCAACAAAGGAGAGAGAGGUAUUGGAGUUCCUGGUGUUCAAGGACAACCAGGCUCAGUUGGACCAAUGGGUCCAUCUGGUAUGCCAGGAAAACCUGGAGUUGGUAAACCUGGUGCCACUGGAUAUCCUGGAGAGCCUGGCAAGAGUGGCAUGCCAGGAAGAGAUGGUGCUUCUGGGCCAAUGGGUAUGACAGGACCAAAGGGUCACACUGGCGCUCCAGGCACAGGAGCAUCAGGAAAGCCAGGCCAAAAUGGUACCCCAGGCAUGCAUGGACCUAUCGGGCCUAAAGGUCCACAGGGUCCAGCUGGUCAGCCAGGCUCCCCUGGCAUGCCAGGUGUUGGCAAAACAGGUGAAUCUGGAAUUCCAGGCAACAGAGGAGCCCCUGGUACUUCUGGAACCACUGGUCAAAAAGGAGAGCCAGGCCCAACAGGUUUUACUGGUCACCCAGGUUCUACAGGUUCCAUAGGCCCAGCUGGUCCACAAGGUUCAAGGGGAUUUCAAGGUGAGGCAGGCCCAACAGGACCCAAAGGCGAUACUGGUAUGGUUGGUGCCCCAGGCCCAAGAGGAACCAAAGGUGAUCAAGGAGCUCAAGGUUUCACUGGAAAACCUGGUACCCCUGGAGCAGUAGGCCCUGGAGGAAUUGCAGGUCACAAUGGUCCUCAGGGUCCAAAGGGUUCACAAGGCCAUGGUGGUGCUCCAGGACUCCCUGGUUCAAAUGGCGCCCCAGGACUUAAAGGACACACAGGUUCCCCAGGAGGAACAGGAAAGGGUGGUGAGAACGGAAGACCAGGACCCAUGGGACCAUCAGGUCCCUCUGGUCCAGCCGGCCCCUCUGGACUUAAAGGUCAUCCAGGUCUUCCCGGCCCACCUGGUCCAGCUGGCUUCACAGCUAAGGGUGUUUCUGGUCCCCAGGGUCCACCUGGAAAUCCAGGGUCAAGGGGUCAUGAUGGUCUUCCAGGCCCAUCUGGUCCUCCUGGUCCACCUGGCCAACCAGGAGAAGUGGUCUACCACCAUGAGAAGAGCAUGCCAGUCAAGUCCCAUGAGGUUGUAAUGUCUCAUGAAAUGAUGAAGGCACCCAUGUCUGCAUUCAGUGCUGUGUUGACCAGGGCCUAUCCCGAAGCGGCAACUCCUAUUCAGUUCGACCAGGUUCUGUACAAUGGGGAGCACCAUUAUGAUGCCAACAGUGGUGUAUUUACCUGCCAGAUUCCCGGCCUCUAUUAUUUUAUCUAUCAUGUUCAUGUCAAUGGUGCAAACGCAUUGGUGGCUCUCUACAAAAACGAGGAGCCUAUUGUUUUCAGUUAUGAUGAGUACAACAAGGGCUUCCUGGAUCAGAUGUCAGGCAGUGCUGUGGUUAUGCUGCAUCCCGGUGACAGAGUCUACGUACAGGUCCCUGAUGAGGAGAGUAAUGGUAUAUUUGCAGCAGAUAAUGUUCACUGCACUUUCUCUGGGUUCUUGAUUGCCUCAACGUGA